Chaetomium globosum CBS 148.51 is the source of this 1116-nucleotide messenger RNA. RefSeq lists its product as uncharacterized. NCBI's taxonomy places the organism in Eukaryota, Fungi, Ascomycota, Sordariomycetes, Sordariales, Chaetomiaceae. The transcript has 4 exons. Gene Ontology annotation, molecular function: histone H3T3 kinase activity. Gene Ontology annotation, cellular component: nucleus; cytoplasm. Gene Ontology annotation, biological process: intracellular signal transduction; mitotic cell cycle. The coding region runs from base 1 to 1116 and encodes 371 amino acids. The record is from RefSeq and is a predicted model, not a curated record.
AUGGCGAAAACGACAGCAGUACGAAAGUAUGGGAGGACCACACGGAAACCGACGGCCGACAUUCUCUUUGCCCAGCUGCCCAGAUCUCCCCUCAAGUCAGAAACUAAGGGGAUUCCUGAGCCUGUGCAGGAGUCGUAUGACAGUGCACGGGAAUCAGGCAGGCAUGAGAGGGCCGACGCAGUCGAGCCUAGGCCCGACACACUCGAGUCAAGGCCGCCUCAAAAUACCGCCAGAUUCCGCACCCAAUUGGGGAGCCCGGCAGAGCCAGAAGUUGUCCCCGAGCGCGCUCUAUGCACCAUUGGAUGGACCGGCGUCUACGCCACGGUGGCGACGACGGGAUUGAAAAGAUUGCUGAGGCUUCCUUCGCCGGAGUCGCCUAUCAAGCCGCAAACCAAAGCCCAGGUACGGUCUGGCCUGGUGGACGAGGAGCCGCAUUCGGAAGAGGACAUCCAAGGCGAGCUCCGGAUAUCAGAGUGGCUCGCCGACAUACCCGGCUUUGUGGUGUACAAGGAGCGGUACGUGGUGCAGGGAAAGGCACCCAAGGCGCUGCUCGAGACGCACCAGGCCUUCCACCGCCGGACGAAGCGAAAGGACCCGGAUCGCCUGCAGUUUUACCCGUCGCCGAGUCGAUACUUGGACGAAACCCGGUUCCUGGUCGUGGAGCUUGGCGAUGCCGGGAUGGCUCUGGAGGACUUUGAGUUGACCUCCAUCAGCCAGGUGUGGGACAUAUUCCUGCACACGGCCCUAGCCCUAGCCCGAGCGGAGCGUCUGAUUGAGUUUGAGGUUAGCUCCCCCACCCUUCAGACUCCCCUCACCUGGAACGCAUUGAUCCUAAAACUGCCCCAGCACCGCGACCUACACGAGGGCAACCUCUGCGUCCGACAAGUCCGGCCGCCCACCACAAAACCCGCCGACAGCACCAACCCCCGCCAGUUCGGCUACUCGGGCCUCGACGUCACCCUCCUCGACUACGGCCUCUCGCGAGCCAGCGACCCGGACUCCCCUCUCCCCGGCCCGGCAACCCCAACAAAACAACCGCCGGCCGCCACCCCCACCGUCUUCGCCGACCUCGAAGAGGACCUCACUCUCUUCGAGUCCACCCACGCCCCGCAUUAG